Oncorhynchus tshawytscha (Chinook salmon) is the source of this 2490-nucleotide messenger RNA. RefSeq names its product polypeptide N-acetylgalactosaminyltransferase 4. The transcript has 11 exons. Lineage: Eukaryota; Metazoa; Chordata; Actinopteri; Salmoniformes; Salmonidae. Gene Ontology annotation, cellular component: Golgi apparatus. The record is from RefSeq and is a predicted model, not a curated record. The coding region runs from base 370 to 2136 and encodes 588 amino acids.
CUGAAUUUCUGGAAUAACAAGCGGUUUUAAAGUCAAACGUGUUUUCCAGUACGCCUACAUUUAGUCUGGUAUCUAAUUGAGUACACAGCUUGAAGAAGCUUCCAUUGAAAUCGAGUGAAAACAAGAGCUGGCUACCUACAUUCCAGAACGUAAAAGUGACAUUCCCAGCUAGCCAGCGCUCAUCAACGUGGAGAGGACGUGGUUGUGCCUUGUGCUUACUGACAGCUGUAGUCAGAGCUAGAAGACAGAUGCAAACUAGAGAAAACUCUGAGCAGUUUCUAAGAACACGGAAUGUAGUGGAAUGAUAAGAGCUGUGUGGCCUGGGCACUCUUGAGUGGCAGUUGGUGAGACUCCACGUGGCUGGGGGCAAUGAGGGUGCGUUGGUCCCGGAAGCUGGGCUUCCUAGCAAAGACCUUCUUCCUGCUGUGGGUGCUAUGGCUGGGCUACAUUCUCCUAGCCCGCUCCACCGCCUCCACCAUAGGGGCCGAUGGAGGGGAGGACGAAGGGGGCCGCAACCUGCUGGUCAGGCACUUCUCCCGUGUGGAGGAGCAGGGAGGUGAGCAGCUGGCCAGGCCCGUGUACGUGAAGGCGCCAGCGGACGCCAACGCGCACGGGGAGUGGGGCCAGGCCACCAGGCUGAACCUCAGCCCGGAGGAGAGGAAGCAGGAAGAGGACAGCGUGGAGAGAUACGCUAUUAAUAUCUUUGUUAGUGAUAAGAUCUCCCUGCACCGACACAUCAAGGACAGCAGGAUGAAAGAAUGCAGAGCUAAGAAGUUUGACUACCGCCGUCUGCCGACCACGUCAGUGAUCAUAGCGUUCUACAACGAGGCCUGGUCCACCCUGCUCAGGACCAUCCACAGUGUUCUGGAGAGCACACCCGCUGUCCUCCUGAGGGAGAUCAUCCUCAUAGAUGACUUUAGUGACCGAGUCUAUCUGAAGUCUCAGCUGGAGCAGUACAUCAGUAACUGGGGGCGUGUCCGGCUCAUCCGCACCAACAAGAGGGAGGGGCUGGUCAGGGCGAGGCUCAUCGGCGCCAGCUACGCCACGGGUGAUGUACUGACCUUCCUGGACUGUCAUUGCGAGUGUGUCCCCGGCUGGAUCGAGCCGCUGCUGGAGAGGAUUGGUGAGAAUGAGAGCACUAUCGUGUGUCCGGUGAUUGACACCAUCGACUGGAACUCGUUUGAGUUCUACAUGCAGACAGAAGAGCCCAUGAUUGGAGGCUUCGACUGGAGGCUGACCUUCCAGUGGCACGCUAUCCCUGAGGUCGAACGCAAGAAACGCAAGUCCCGCAUCGAACCUAUCAGGUCUCCUACCAUGGCUGGUGGGCUGUUUGCAGUGAGCAAGGCGUACUUUGAGCACCUUGGCACAUAUGACAUGGGCAUGGAUGUGUGGGGAGGAGAGAACCUAGAACUGUCCUUUAGGGUGUGGCAGUGUGGAGGUUCUCUGGAGAUCCACCCCUGCUCUCACGUGGGACACGUCUUCCCAAAGAAAGCACCCUAUGCCAGGCCCAAGUUCCUCCAGAACACGGUCCGUGCUGCAGAGGUGUGGAUGGACACCUAUAAAAAGCAUUUCUACAACAGAAACCCCCCGGCCAGAAGGGAGACCUAUGGGGACAUCUCAGAGAGGGUGGUCAUUCGAGAGAGACUGAAGUGUAACAGCUUUGACUGGUACCUGAACAACGUCUACCCUGACCUGCAUGUACCAGAGGACCGGGAUGGCUGGCACGGGGCGUUGCUUAGCUCUGGGAUGCAUUCAGAGUGCCUGGACUACAACGCUCCGGAACACAAUCCCACAGGGGCGCACGUCUCCCUCUUCAGCUGCCAUGGGCAGGGCGGCAACCAGUACUUUGAGUAUACGACCCAUAAGGAGAUCCGCUAUAACUCUGUGACGGAGCUGUGUGCCGAGGUCCCCGAGGGACAGAUUUACAUUGGGAUGACACACUGCCCCCACGACAGAACCCCUACACCCCCCACCAUCAUCUGGGAGUUCAGAGAGGACGGGACGCUCUACCACCCUCACUCAGGCAUGUGUAUCACCUCCUACCGCACAGCCGAGGGGCGCACAGACGUCCAGAUGAGAAUCUGCACACCUGGGGACAAGCAACAGCGCUGGAAGUUUGAGAAUGGGAGGGACUAACCUCACCCUAAGUGACCUCUUGGAGAGAGGGAGAGACUCUACACACUACUGAAUACUUGACAAAUGUCCUAAUUUAAAGUGCCUUUGCAAACCAAAUGGGUGGUAGAUGGGCUCCACACCUGAGGUGACAAUAUUUCUCUCUGUCGGAAUUCCUCCUUUACAGUUGACCUCCUCUCACUGUGAGGGCUGAAAAACAAUAAGAAAGCUUGAACGUGUGGUGUCAGUUUUAAAAGACUGGUUUGAAAGAGGAACAAUGUCAUGGGAAUUCAGUGGGAUAAGCAUAGAUGCUAACAAAUACUUUUGCAUUCAACAAUGUUUUUUAAAUCCUAUUUUUGUUGUUUUUUUACAGGUAAA